AUGUACAAUAUUUGCCGGAGCGUAGUCGCAUCACGCAGGUACACGCUGACUGGAUCAGCGUAUAAGCAACAGCUCGAGGCAUGGCUGCCGUCAGUUCACAGUCGGCACGCGACCAAAGAGGAUCGUUGCUGGCGAUUAUGCGCGAGUGAUGUGUCCUUGGUGCAGGACACGCGCCAGGACGACAGAAAUUGCCUAAAAUUGUCCCCUUUCGCAAGAAUAUGUGUUUGGAACGAUAACAUCCCGAGGAAACUAGAUCAACUGGAAUAUUACUGUCACAGAAUGGCCGAUGAAAGUUUUAUUUACUGCUGUAUAAUUCUAUUUUUCGGGAAAUUGGUGGUCGGGCAAGUGGAUUAUGUGGAAUAUUUUCUUGCGACUCAGUAACAUUUUUUUCAACACAAAUACAAGUUUCCUAAGAAGUUGAAGCACGAAAGUUAUUUAUAUAAUGGCAAGAACGUUUGAACGUUGCUCGAUAGAAUAUUUUCUCGCUUUUUGUUCCUCGAGUCGGGAAGAAAAUUGUAAAUAUCCUUCGAAUUCCCUGGUAGUUUCAAUUAGACGCACGAGGAAUCCACGCGAAUAGAGAAAGGCAGUGUACAAAGCCUCUAUAAGAAGAUGAUAAACUUGCCACUUGUUUUUCACUAACUAAGAAACAGAAUUCAUUAACAAGAGUCUCGAAACCUUCUCAGAAAGCCA
This is a messenger RNA of Bombus pyrosoma, 690 nucleotides long. RefSeq lists its product as uncharacterized. The record is from RefSeq and is a predicted model, not a curated record. NCBI's taxonomy places the organism in Eukaryota, Metazoa, Arthropoda, Insecta, Hymenoptera, Apidae. Bases 1 to 381 code for a protein of 126 amino acids. The transcript is spliced from 2 exons.